CCGGUGUUUGUGUCUCAUCCACAUUGGCAGGAGGACUCAAGACCCUGGGCAAAGCUAGUGCAAGCUAAAGGUGUUUGGAGCUAUGGCUGAAAACGCAGCAGAUUGCGAGUUUCCACAAAGGCGACUCGGACCCAAAGAGAGCCGCAACGGUAGUUUUAAAGAUGCAUCAGUCAGAGAAAGACGGCAGCAAGAACGAGAAGAGCGUCUCUCUCUGGUGCUGUGGAGAAAGCCCUUCCAGACGCUGCAGUAUUCUUUCUUAGAGACACUCGUCACUUUGAAGGAGUGGACAUGGAAGCUCUGGUACAGAAGAUAUUCAGUGUUUUUCGUCCUAGUGCUUUUUUCAGUCUUCACAACGGCCUACUCAAUAGAAGGAGCACAUCAAACGUAUGUACAGUACAUGGAGAAGAAGGUCCUGUGGUGUGCCUACUGGGUAGGCUUGGGGAUUUUGUCUUCAGUAGGCCUUGGUACAGGUCUUCACACUUUCCUUCUUUACCUGGGCCCACACAUAGCCUCUGUCACACUGGCCGCGUAUGAGUGUGGCUCUGUGAACUUCCCCGAGCCGCCAUACCCGACUCAGAUUGUGUGUCCAGAGGAGGAGGGGGUGCCGGACAGUGUGUCCCUCUGGACCAUUAUGUCUAAGGUCCGGCUAGAGGCCUGCAUGUGGGGAGCUGGUACUGCUAUUGGAGAACUCCCUCCAUAUUUCAUGGCACGAGCGGCCCGACUUUCCGGAUCUGAACCGGAUGAUGAGGACUAUGAGGAAUUUGAAGAGAUGCUGGAACAAGCAGAGAGCGCACAGGACUUUGCAACAAGAGCGAAACUCGCUGUCCAAAACAUGGUUCAGAAAGUAGGAUUCUUGGGAAUCCUGGCCUGUGCCUCAAUCCCAAAUCCUCUGUUUGACCUAGCUGGUAUUACAUGCGGCCAUUUCCUGAUCCCGUUUUGGACCUUCUUUGGAGCAACACUAAUCGGAAAAGCAGUUAUCAAGAUGCACAUUCAGAAACUCUUUGUAAUCAUAACGUUCAGCAAGCACAUAGUGGAGCAGAUGGUCUCUCUGAUCGGGGCCAUACCCGGGGUUGGAGUUUCCUUACAGAAGCCUUUCCGUGAAUAUCUGGAAGCACAGCGAGCUAAGCUUCAUCACCCAGCUGGGGAUGGAACACCUGCGGGUGAGAACUGGCUCUCCUGGGUCUUUGAGAAAGUGGUGCUCGUCAUGGUCUGCUAUUUCAUUUUGUCUAUCAUAAAUUCCAUGGCACAGAGCUAUGCCAAGCGGCAGCAGCAGAAGAAGCACUGCGAAGAGAAAACCAAGUGAUAGACUCACAGGAAAUCAUCUCAGGCUCCCAUUUUGGAAACGAAGGAGUAUUUAACCCCCGAAUAGACGGAAUGGGCAUUAAUUUAACACGUGCUUCUUUGUGUACUAUUAUGUUGUAUCCCUUCAAUCCCCCCACCCCACCCCACUUUGUCUGUAGCACUUACCUAUUAAAAUCAGAUGUUAGAACUUUGUGGUUUUUACCUCUACAGGAGACGUACAGGAGAUUAAUAGAGACUGUAGACGGUAAUACUUGUUGCAAAAGCCUUAUGCAACAUUGCAGGGUCAUGCUUCCAUUGAACUGAAUACAGUUUGAUCAUGUAGAAUAAUUUAUUUCAUUUCUGUGUUAACAGUAUGACUGGGCAGGGUUACUUUUGUGAGACUGGUGAGGCAGAGAGUGUUUUUCAGGGGCAUGUUUUUUUUUUUAAAACAUGGUCUGAUGGCAAUUUUCUUUUUCUUACACAGGGACAGCAAUAUCAAACAAAAAAAAAAGAGAAAUCUGUAUGGCUUCUUAAUUGCCUGCACAUUAUGUAAAUAAUUUGUGUUUUAACAUAGUUUAUGGAAGUCUUAAACAGACUUUCUGCCAUAAUGUGACAAAACUGAUGUUAUUUAAAUCUGGUUAAGAAUUAGCCUAGCCUCAUGUACCAUGCAUAUUAGACAUUUAACUUUAUAAACUGCCCCGAUUUAUGGUUUUCUUUCUGUCUUAAUACGUUUUAUGUGAAGCUAAAACUUGUAGGUCUUUCUUAGACCUUGGUUUAAUUCUGUUCUGACAUUAAAAUCAAGUAAUGCAUCAUUUGGUUACACUUCAUCAUGUUCUAGCUUUUAUUCAAGGAUUAUAAGUCCUUUAUGCUGCUGCCUGCCUGGGUUUUUUUUCUCCCCCUGAAGAUGUCCAUCUCCAGAGGUAAGUGUAGUUUAUAAAAAUGCAAGUUCCUGAUUAAUCUUAGUGUUUGACAAUCUAUGAAUGAAGUGGUUUUUGGGUUUUGUUGUACAUUCUACAAUGUAGCUACUAUGUAAUUUGCUAUAUUGUCUACUGUUAAGUCAUUAUAGUGAUGAUGAUCUGUAACAGAGGAUAUCUUUUUUUUUUUUAUAGAAUGAUAAAAAAAUGACAUGAAAUAGGUUUGAUUUUGCCAGCAGGGUUGUAGGGAAGUUAAAAGGUUUUUACAUAAUUCACCGUUGAGGUUCUUUUUUUUUUUUAUCAGGAGCAUCGUGUUCUCACAGUCCCAUCAUGUCAGAUAGCUUAUCAGACUGGUGUUGGCUCUGAAGUCGUAAGGCGACAGCAGUCUGUAGGCUGACUGAAAUUUUGGGUUUAUCACCUCAGAGGAAAUGAAAGUGCUUCAGUUUUGCAAUACUCACUUCUGUUCACCAAAAAAAAAAAAAAACUUGACGGUUGGGCCAAGUCUAGAUCCUCAAAGAAAAUGCUUAAACAGGAACCUGAAGUUCUUCCUCUGUGAGAUUUCUGCUCUGAAAUAUGAUCAGACUUUACCAUUUUAUAGAAGUUUGUUUUUUUUAGAUUGAUUGAUAAAUAUCAGAUUUGAUGUGUUUCUAUUUGCCACUCUUUCUACAUGUAGUUACAGUUUGAACAACACAAUUCUGGUCAAUGUAGCAUGAAUUGAUGUGUCUAAACAAAUGAGUAAUUGUCUUUGCAUAUAUUUAAAAUAGUCAUUUGCAUGUUUUACUUUGGGGGGGGCAAAUUACAUAGCACAUGUGGGUUUGGUACGAGAUCUCGAGAACCAAACAAACUUAAAACAGUGGACCAGUGGAGACAAAUAUUCCUUCAAUCUUAGUGACUGAAAGACAGUCAGGUAGAAGUGGUGAAUAAAUGUAUUGGUGUUAUAUGUGCUUGUAAAUUGUUUCAUGACUUCUUUUUUUUUUUGCAACUAAUAAAAUAAUUUUUUUUAAAAAUGAG
This is a messenger RNA of Ictalurus furcatus (blue catfish), 3206 nucleotides long. It is a transcript of the gene vmp1, whose product is annotated as vacuole membrane protein 1. Gene Ontology annotation, biological process: autophagy; Golgi organization. The record is from RefSeq and is a predicted model, not a curated record. Gene Ontology annotation, cellular component: membrane; endoplasmic reticulum; endomembrane system. NCBI's taxonomy places the organism in Eukaryota, Metazoa, Chordata, Actinopteri, Siluriformes, Ictaluridae. The transcript is spliced from 12 exons. The coding region runs from base 83 to 1303 and encodes 406 amino acids.